Molecule: messenger RNA, 763 nt
Organism: Propithecus coquereli (Coquerel's sifaka)
Lineage: Eukaryota; Metazoa; Chordata; Mammalia; Primates; Indriidae
Gene: FGFBP3
Product: fibroblast growth factor binding protein 3
Exons: 1
Coding region: 2-763 (253 amino acids)
Biological process (GO): cell-cell signaling
Molecular function (GO): growth factor binding
Source: RefSeq, a predicted model, not a curated record
CAUGAGUCCUCCGAGGCUGCGAACGUCGCUCUCGCUGCUGCUGCUGCUCCUGGGCAGCUGCCUCCUCGCGGCCGCCCGGAGGGACAAGGGGGCGGCUGGCACCGCGGCGGAGCGGGUCCCCGGCCCCGCAGGCGGCUCCUCGGGUCGCUUCAACAGCCCAGAGCAGCACGCGUGCAGCUGGCAGCUCCUGCUGCCCGCCCCAGGGGCCGCAGCGGGCAGCGAGCUGGCGCUGAGCUGCCAGGGCCCGGACGGGGCGCGCCAGCAGUGCGCCUACCGCGGGGAGCCGCAGCGCUGCGCCGCCUACGCCGCUCGCAGCUCGCGCUACUGGAAGCAGGUGCUGGGCGGGCUGCGCAAGAAGCGGCGGCCGUGCCACGACCCCUCGCCGCUCCGGGCCCGCUUGUGUGCCGGCAAGAAGGGCCACGGCGCCGAGCUGCGCCUGGUGUCGCGCGCGUCCCAGCCUGCCCACCCCACCGCCGCGGGCUUCCCCGGGGAGCCCAAGCCCCGGGCCAGGAGCCGGGGGCGGCCCCGGGAGCACGCGGUCGGCCCGGUCCCGAUCCCGAGCGCGCGGCCCAAAGGAAAGCCCUCUGAGAGGAAGACCAAAGGGGGCAAGAGGAAAGCGGCCUCGCACCCCCACGAGGAGCGACCUAUGGGGACCGGGCCCUACCCCGACGGGCUGGACGAGAACGCGGAGCUCACGCAGACCUACUGCGCAGACAAGUGGCACUCCCUCUGCAACUUCUUUGUCAAUUUCUGGAACGGCUGA